This is a messenger RNA of Anopheles maculipalpis, 1057 nucleotides long. RefSeq names its product activating signal cointegrator 1 complex subunit 1. Bases 5 to 1054 code for a protein of 349 amino acids. Gene Ontology annotation, cellular component: nucleus. Gene Ontology annotation, molecular function: RNA binding. NCBI's taxonomy places the organism in Eukaryota, Metazoa, Arthropoda, Insecta, Diptera, Culicidae. Gene Ontology annotation, biological process: DNA alkylation repair; regulation of DNA-templated transcription. The record is from RefSeq and is a predicted model, not a curated record. The transcript has 3 exons.
CACGAUGGACGUUAUGUCCCCUCAACUCAUGUGGAUCGGUACGCGGUGUUAUCGUGUCAAUCAGACAAAAUCCAUCGCGAACAAAGAGGCUUCCUCCGAUUGGCCUCAAGCAUACGUGGAAGAGGACAUGUACGAGGAAGAUGAGCGUGGCGAGGAAUACGAAAUCGAAGUGACCAACACUGGAAGGUUUCAAACAUCUUUCCAUGUUCCCGCUGCAUUCUAUGCGAUGAUCAUCGGUGCUAAGGGGCAAACCCGCCAACGAUUGGAGACCGAAACGAAGGCACAGAUACGCGUACCCAAGCAAGGCACUACCGGUGACAUAGUGGUAACGGGUGCCUCUAGAAAAUCAGUAUCUGCUGCACGAUCCCGCAUUGAGCUGAUUGUUAUAGGAGCACGAAACAAACAACAGUUCACACACUUCCUUUCCGUUCCGCUAAACGUUCCGGAGGUGACGAAACGAUUCCUAGAUUUUCGACAUAAAGUAGUCAACAAGCUGCCACGCGCAUUUAGCGUCGACGAGUCUUUGUUUCAGCAACCGGAAAAGCUGCACAUCACGCUAUGCACGAUGAGCCUGAUGGAUAAUGAGGAUCGAGCGAAUGCGGCACAAAUAUUGCUCGAUUGUCAGGAAUCGAUACUAAGUCCAAUACUGCAAGAAAAUGGUCCGCUAGAGAUUCGAGUCCGUGGGCUGGAGUACAUGAACGAUGAUCCGCAUGCUGUGGAUGUGCUGUACGCGAAAAUCGAGUCACUGGCAUUGCAAACAGCGGCGGAUCAAAUUUACGAGUACUUCAUAGCGAAAGGCUUGAUGCAGAAAAAGUACGACCACGUAAAGCUGCAUGCCACGCUGAUAAAUUCAUUGUUCCGAGUAUCGCAGACGGAAGCGGUCAGCGAUAGAGAAGCGGAACGGAAGCGCAUCACAUUUGAUGCGAGCGAAAUAUUGCGUCUGUAUGGAGAGUUUGAUUUUGGUAGUUUGGUGCUGAAGGAAAUUCAUCUUUCGCAGCGAUAUUCCACCUCCUGCACCGGAUAUUACGAGGCCACAGCUGUUAUGAAGUUGUAAAAA